AUGUCUUCACACAAAGGUACUCCCCAAGUAGUGUUAUCCAUACUCGUACUCGUCAUAACAUGCACCAUCCUUUCAUGGACACUAACGAAUGUUGAAUGUCAGCAAGAUUCAUCAUCACACUCUUCACUGCUCUCUAUGAUUGGUUCUUCUCAAAAAGCAUUUGCAGGAAACAUCUUCAACUCAAUAUUAUCACAACAACAAUCAUCUUCCCAAAUAGAUUCUUCGUCAUCCCUCACAUCCAACAUGGUGCUUUCUCCAUUCUCUCUUUUUAUGGUUCUGUCCAUGCUUGUAACUGGAUCUCGUGGUGACACUCAACAAGAACUUUUACAUGCUCUUUCUUUGAAUCAAUCUCAAUUCAAUUCUCAAAAUCUAGCAAGCUUUCCAGAAGCCAUGAAAGAAAUUAUUUCCAGCUAUUCCCAAACAUCUUCAGAGUUAUCCAUUGCAAAUGGCCUCUUUGUGGAACAAACCUUUGAUAUUUCACAAGACUUUUCCAACACCAUUGUCUCACAAUUUAAAUCUGAAAUUCGUAAAUGUGACUUUGUACAAAAUUACGAAAAUGAACGUCGCUCGAUCAAUUCAUGGAUUUCAGACAAGACUCGCAAUUUACUUAGAGACGUGUUGCAACCUGGCUCAAUUGAAUCCCAAACGAAAUUACUCUUGAUUAAUGCCAUUUAUUUUCUUGGUAAAUGGAAAGUUGCCUUUAAUCCUGAAAUAACCAUCUCUGGAAGAUUUAGAAAGUUAUCAACUACAGGAUCAACAACUGAAGAUUCAGAGAUCUCUGUGCAGUUCAUGACCAAAAGAAGAACUUUAGAAAAAUACGGAGAAAACGAUUUGUACAAAUGGCUCAGACUUCCGUACAGCAAUGAGGAUUUUGAAAUGCUCUUCCUAGUUCCAAAAUCUUCUGUGGAAUUAAGUGUAGAAAAUGAAAAGGAAUUCAUUCGAUGGAUCUCCAACAAGUUGAUCAACAAGGAUCAACCUGAUGGAAGUAACAACAAUGGACAAAAUUUAUCAGAAUUAUUCGAAACUUCUACCACUAAAUUAAGGAUCGUUCAAAUUCCAAAAUUCAAAGCAGAAAUUAACACCUUAGAACUAUCAACCAUCCUCAAAGAAUCUCCAUUCAACAUGGAAACAAGUUUUAACAUGGAUCGAGCUAAUUUUUCAGGCAUUCUCACACAAGAAUCUCUAUUGAACGGUGGACAAUUAUGGGUGGAUAAGAUUUAUCACAAAGCAAUGCUAAAAGUUGAUGAAUCUGGCACUGAAGCAGCAGCCGUGACUGUCGCGAGAAUUAGUUAUCGAAUGGCAAGGCCUACAAGAACAAUGCCAGAAUUUGUGUUGGAUCGACCCUUUUGUUUCAUGCUUUCACAUAUUCCCACUCAAAGCGUUUUAUUUGUUGGAAGAGUCAAUCUUUUAGGAUCUGUCUGA
Molecule: messenger RNA, 1422 nt
Organism: Naegleria lovaniensis
Lineage: Eukaryota; Heterolobosea; Eutetramitea; Acrasida; Naegleriidae
Exons: 1
Coding region: 1-1422 (473 amino acids)
Molecular function (GO): serine-type endopeptidase inhibitor activity
Source: RefSeq, a predicted model, not a curated record